Molecule: messenger RNA, 3972 nt
Organism: Urocitellus parryii (Arctic ground squirrel)
Lineage: Eukaryota; Metazoa; Chordata; Mammalia; Rodentia; Sciuridae
Source: RefSeq, a predicted model, not a curated record
CGGUGUCAUGCCUUGGGCUUCAGGAGCUCUUCUGUGAUCUCCCAUGCGGAGGAGUAUGUCAGCUCUUGAAGAAGAGCAGGAUGGGAGCUUAGCGCCCGAAGAGAGCUAAAGGAGAUGAGGGAUCUGAUGAUGGAUGUCAAACCUCAAGCACCUCUAGAAAAGUUUUCCUGAAUCCCCGAACAUACCAAGUGUAUGCCCAACCUUCAUGAAAGCCAACAAAGAAACCAAGCGCCUUUUUGUGGGUGGCCUUGGCCAGGCCAUUUCGGAGACAGAUCUACAAAAUCAGUUCAGCAGAUUUGGAGAAGUUUCUGAUGUGGAGAUCAUCACACGGAAAGAUGACCAAGGAAACCCACAGAAAAUCUUUGCAUAUAUUAACAUCAAAGUAGCAGAAGCAGAUCUGAAAAAAUGUAUGUCUGUUUUAAAUAAAACAAAAUGGAAAGGUGGAACACUACAAAUUCAGCUAGCAAAAGAAAGCUUUUUGCACAGAUUGGCCCAAGAGAGAGAAGAAGUGAAAUCAAAAAAAGAAAAAUCAACAACAGGCAAUACCAAUGUGUCGGAAAAGAUGGGAGGGAUAGAUUUCCAAAUGAAAGCUGUGCCAGGAACAGAAGUACCAGGGCACAAAAAUUGGGUUGUAAGUAAGUUUGGAAGAGUCUUACCUGUUCUUCACCUGAAGAAUCAACAUAAACGUAAAAUCAUGAAAUAUGAUCCGUCAAAAUACUGCCACAACCUAAAGAAGAUAGGAGAAGAUUUUACAAAUACCACUCCUAUAACUAGCCUCACUUGGGAAUUGGAAGGAGGUAAUGACCCUAUGAGUAAGAAACGUCGAGGAGAGUUCUCUGACUUUCAUGGCCCUCCCAAGAAGACUAUAAAAGUACAAAAGUGCAAGGGUUCCACUGUGAGUCCAAGGACCAAUCUCGAAACAGAGAAUAAUAGCACAUCAACCCAGAAAAUGCCUUGCGCUUCUGUUAUUCCCAAAUCAUCCCCUGUACCUAAUUCUGGUUCUCAAAAACUUCAAAAUGUACCUUUUCAGACUUUUGGUUUGGAAACUGCCAGGAAGAGAAAUAGCAUGUCUGAUGAUGAUAUUGAUUCUGAGGAUGAAUUAAGAAUGCUGAUUGCAGAAGAGGAAAACUUACAGAGAAGUAAAUGGUCCUCAAUAAAUGAAUCUGAAAAUGAUCUUUUUGAAGUUGUAAGAGAUGAUUUCAAAUCAGAUGUUCACAAAUUUCAUUCUUUAGCAGGGCUAGGAGUUAAAAACAUCUCUCACUGUGUUAGUGACAGAAUUAUGGGAAGUGACCAUGAAUAUGAUUCAGGAGAUACAGAUGAAAUCAUUGCAAUGAAACAAAACAUUAGUAAGGUCAAAAAUAGUGCAGAGAUUUCACAAACAGAAAAACCUAUGCACAACAAAACUUUGAAAAAGAAAGAGAUUUUCAAUCAUUGUAAUAAAAUACAAAAAAGAGAAAACAAGAAAGAGUCAGCUGUCAGUAAUGGAGUGAAGCCUCUAAGUCAUAAAUCUUCAUCUGACUCCAGCAGCAGUGAUGAUGAAGACAGUGAAGGAGAUGAGGAGUAUAACGCCAUCAUGAAAAACUGUCCCCGUGUGAAUCUCACUUUAGCUGAUUUGGAACAGUUGGCUGGCAGUGAUCUGGUGGUACCAGAAGAUUCUGAGAGCGAUGGCCCAGAAACCAAGUUUGACAGAGCCUCCAAGAGCCCCAAGACACCCCGUGCCCUUGGCCGAAGCCGACAGUGCAUUCAUCCUGAGGAAAUUGUGGCUUCCCUUUUAGAGGAAGAGAAAACCUGUGACAAGCAGAAACCAAAGGAAAACAACUUAAAGCCCAAAUUCCAGGCAUUCAGGGGUGUAGGCUAUCUCUAUGGAAAGGAAUCAGUGAAAAAAACCUUGAAAGAGAGUGUGGACUCUAACAAUAUAAAUGAAGAUCAGAGUUCCUUAAAACUGGAGGAUUCCAGUAGCAUUUCCAUUGAAAAUGAGUCCCUACGUCUUAAUGGUUCAUCAAGCAAACUGACUUCACAGCAAUGUGCCAAGACAAUAAAUAGCCCAAAUCACACUCCACCUCAAAAAAGACAGUUCAGUUUUGAGACCCAAUAUCACAAGGUAGUUUCCCCUAGCAGUUCAAAAAAGGGAGCUAUAGAUUCUAUUUCUAGUCUGAUGCCAUUAAAAGGUAAAAAAUCCUUAAGUCUUAGUGCAAAGAUGCACAAAAUAGGCAUUGAUAAAGACAGUUGCCAUGGUACCAAAAAGACAGACGAAGCUUCUGAGGAAGAGGGUUCUGAUUCAAGCAGCCUCACUUCUCUUGAGAAAUUGCCAACCCUCUCUUCCAGAAAAGAUGCUCAGGAAAGCACAGCAGAUUUCUCACUUUCUGUUAGUAGUUCAGCAAGUGCGACUGGUAAGAAUAAGUAUGCUGAAGACAAUCAGAGACGUUUGGCAGCCUUGGAAGCAAGGCAGAAAGCAAAAGAAGUGAAGAAGAAACUGGUCCACGAUGCCCUAGCCAAUUUGGAUGGUCGUCCAGAGGAUAAGCCAACACACAUCAUCUUUGGUUCUGACAGUGAAGAUGAAACAGAAGAGACAAACACUCAGGAGCAAAGCCGUCCAGGAGAGGAGCUGGUGAAAGAAUCUGUGGGUAAAGCCUCCGGGCAGCUGUUUGGCAGCAGUGAUGAUGAGGAACUUGAUUCAGAGGAUGACAUUGACAGGUUCAAAAUUAAACYUCAAUUUGAGGGCAAAGCUGGACAGAAGCUCCUGGAUUUACAAUCGCACUUUGGCAAUGAUGACAGGUUCCGCUUGGACUCUCGAUUUCUGGAGAGUGACAGUGAAGAGGAACAGGAAGAGGUAAAUGAAAAGAAAACUGCUGAGGAAGAAGAGCUUGCUGCAGAAAAAAAGAAAGCCUUAAAUGUUGCACAAAGUGUUUUGCACAUCAGCUUGAACAAUCCUACAAGCAAAGGAUCAGUAGCUGCUAAGAAAUUUAAGGACAUCAUUCGUUAUGAUCCAACAAGGCAUGAUCAUGCCACUUAUGAAAGAAAAAAAGAUGAUAAACCAAAAGAAAGUAAAGCAAAGCGGAAAAAGAAAAGGGAGGAAGCGGAGAAGCUACCUGAGGUGUCUAAGGAAAUGUAUUACAACAUUGCUACGAAUUUGAAAGAAAUAUUCCAAAAUACAAAAGAUACCAGUGAAAAGGACGAAGGGACAGCCUGGAACCUGGACUGUGGUGGAGAUAAAACCGAGGAAAUUGAUAAUGCUACAGCUCUGACAAGUGGGACUGAGCAGCCCAGCGGGUUCAUGUUCUCCUUCUUUGAUUCAGACGUUAAAGAUGUAAAGGAAGAGACUUAUAAAGUUGAAGCAGUGAAAUCUGGGAAGACUAUCUGGAAGGGAAACCCUCAUUUCCAAGACAGCAGCAGUUCAGAAGAAGAAGAUGUUACUGAAGAAACGGAUCACAGAAAGUCCAGCCCUGGAGAAGCAUCAGUACCUGAAAAAGGGACCACUAGAUUUUUUUUUUUCUCUAGGAAUGAUGAAAGACUUCAUGGUUCUGACAUGUUUUGGUGUGGCGUGGGAAGUAAUGUUAGCACGAAUUCUUGGGAGGCCCGAACAAAUAGCUUACGUAUGGAUUGUCGAAAGAAACAUAAAGAAGCCAAAAGGAAAAUGAAAUCAAAAUAGUAAAUGUUGGCAUUGGUUUUGUUACUGAACGUGAACAAUACUGAAGGAAAUUGACCCAGAAAAUAGUUUUAGACAUCAAAGAAGAAAUUUCAAAGUGGAAGAAAAUUCAAAAUCUGGCUUGUUGAUUAUUAUUCUGGUUGCCACCUUUUUCUGUGGAAUUCCUCCAUAUUUCUUCUUAGGUGAUUACUUCAAAAAAUUAAACUGAGCUGGACACGAUGAUGUACAACUGAAGUCCCAGCACUCGGGAGGCUAAGGUGUGAAGGUCAUUUGAGCCUAGCAAUUUGAGACCAGUCUUGRCAACACUGAGAUCCUAUCUCAAAAAA